CCGGCGGCGCAGGAGGCGGAGGAGAAGCCGGGCCGCGAGCGUCGCAGGCCGGGGCGCAAAGGUGGCCGGGGCAGCCUGGCUGGUGCCUCGAAGAAGGCAAAGGUCCCCCGCCAGGAAGUCCAAAGGCAAAGGGGCCCGGGAACUGGCGGCGGAGAAAGGGAUCUGCUGCUGCUGCCGCCGCCGCCUCCAGCGCCCGGAGUUCAAGCCCCGGCGUGGAACCCGGCGGGCGGGGGCUGGCGCUGCCACAAACGGGCUUCCCCGUCUCCUGAUGCUGCAGGUCGAGCAUGGAGCCAGCCGGGAGCAACCGCGGAACAGACCAGCUCGCCACGGCUGCCGCGCUCGGGGACCUGGAGGCGGUGCGGAGGCUCCUGGACGCGGGCGCAGACCCCAACGCCGUCAACUCUUUCGGCUCCGCUUUGUCCCCGGUCAUGAUGAUGGGGAGCCCCAGCGUGGCAGAGCUGCUGCUUCAGAGAGGAGCCGACCCAAACCGGCCGGAUCCAUGCACUGGCUCGCUCCCAGCCCACGACGCGGCUCGGGAAGGCUUUCUUGAUACCCUGCAAGUGCUGCGCCAAGGGGGCGCCCGCUUGGAUCUGAAGGACCGGUGGGGCCGCCUCCCCCUUGACCUGGCCACGGGGAACGUCCACAGCCACGUGGUCAGUUACUCUGCUGAAGCAGAGAACGCCCCCUAGGAAAAGAACUACGAGUUUGAAUUGCACUGGGUAGGCAAGAAGCCCUGCCUUUGACUAGGUCUCUCAGAGAAGGAAGCCAGAGUUGCAGAAACAGAGGGCAGCUCUGGCUAGACUGGACAAUUGUCCUCCAGACUGCAGA
This is a messenger RNA of Gekko japonicus, 828 nucleotides long. RefSeq names its product cyclin-dependent kinase 4 inhibitor B-like. NCBI's taxonomy places the organism in Eukaryota, Metazoa, Chordata, Lepidosauria, Squamata, Gekkonidae. Gene Ontology annotation, cellular component: nucleus. The coding region runs from base 285 to 689 and encodes 134 amino acids. The transcript has 2 exons. Gene Ontology annotation, molecular function: cyclin-dependent protein serine/threonine kinase inhibitor activity; protein kinase binding. The record is from RefSeq and is a predicted model, not a curated record. Gene Ontology annotation, biological process: regulation of cyclin-dependent protein serine/threonine kinase activity; negative regulation of cell population proliferation.